AUGGAGGUCAUCCGAUUGCUGGAGGGCUUUGCGGCGGCACUGGACGGGCGGCUGCAUCUGCAUUUGCGGCGUCCGAGGCGAUGCAUGGCGGCGUGCUACGAGGGCGGUGCCUUCUACACUCCGCACCGGGACAACGAUCUGGAUCCCAGCACAGGGGAGCUCAAAAACCGUCGUGCGCUGACAGCGAUCUUUUACGCGAACGACCCAGACUGGACUAUUGAGCAAGGAGGCGCUUUGCGCUGCCACCCGAAUGUUGGUCCCGCCGCUGGGAGUGCACAGCCGCUCAAGCCAUCGCAGGAAGUACCCAUGCCAGAGGCCGCGGGUGCUGUGGACAUCUUGCCAUCAGGAGGCAGGGUCGUCCUAUUCGACAGUCGCAGAUUGCUGCAUGAGGUGCUUCCUGCGAAGGAUCGGCGAUGGGCGAUCAGCGUCUGGUUUGUCACAGAAGAUGCGUCUGCUGCCUAG
This is a messenger RNA of Prorocentrum cordatum, 462 nucleotides long. The record is from the annotation of a GenBank genome assembly. NCBI's taxonomy places the organism in Eukaryota, Dinophyceae, Prorocentrales, Prorocentraceae.